This is a messenger RNA of Penicillium alfredii, 2241 nucleotides long. RefSeq names its product TRAPP III-specific subunit 85 family protein. The coding region runs from base 1 to 2241 and encodes 746 amino acids. The record is from RefSeq and is a predicted model, not a curated record. The transcript is spliced from 2 exons. Lineage: Eukaryota; Fungi; Ascomycota; Eurotiomycetes; Eurotiales; Aspergillaceae. Gene Ontology annotation, cellular component: phagophore assembly site; TRAPPIII protein complex; cytoplasmic vesicle. Gene Ontology annotation, biological process: protein localization to phagophore assembly site; endoplasmic reticulum to Golgi vesicle-mediated transport.
AUGACCUCGCCCGGAGAUGCUGCUCCGGUCAGACCUCCGCCGUCCUUGUCCCCCGGCGUCGCGCGAGGCGCAUCCAAGACCCGAUACGCGGACGAGCACGAAUCCACUUCUCUAGAUGCUGACCUGGCCGAGUCCCAGGUGGCAUCAUCGCCUACCCCGUCUCUGGGGGCCACCGCCGAUUUGCCAAUCCGGUCAGCAUCGCCGCAUUCCCACUCCGUGAGGUCCUCCGCCACCCCACAACUAGCACGUUCAUCACUCGGGUCGCCUUUCGACGUGCGUUUCGAUAGCUCGGAGGAUGUCAGGACAUUGAUCAUCCGGUCUUUCUCUCCCACCAUUGCCAUCUAUGCCUCCGAGGAUACCGAUGAAUUGGUAAAGAAUAAGGGGUUCCAAGGCGGCUUCUGGGAGUUGAUUCGGCCGUUUGGGGAGACGAUUUCUGGGAAAGUGGUCAUUCGGGACAGCAUUGGGUCCAGUCAUGCUUGGGAAGACUAUGGAGUGCACUUCGUGGAUCUAAAGGGGUUCGGCCGGACUCCCGCUGGUCGGGACUCGCCCUCGGCGCAGAUGGAGGAGGUACUGGAGAAGCAGUUGGACUCUGCAGAUAGCUCCCUUGGGGGAGCAGGACGCCCAAGAGAUAUUUUAGGAUUGCCUGCGACGACUUCAUUGUCGAAACUGUUCCUGCGACAGCUCUUGUCUACGAUGCCCGAGGCACCCCACGAGACUUUCCGCCACCCGGUGGCCAGUGUAAUCGCCAUCAGCUCGCGCAAUCCAGCACCAUUGGAGACGCUCCGCCAGCUCUAUGCGGAUAGUAGCUCGGGUGACCGACGACUACCCGACUGGGUCAAUCAGGAGUAUCUCCGAUAUUACGUGUUGGUUCAUGACGAAGAGCGGGAUGAUAUCACCGAGUCGAGCAAGCUCUACGAUCAAAUGAAACGCCAUUUUGGCUUGCAUUGUCACCUCCUACGACUUCGAAGCAGUCAGUGUGUGGUGACGGAUGAUGAUAGCGUGCAAGUGCCUCAGUGCGAAUGGCUGUCGCCCUCGGAGCGGUUAUCGGGAGUAGGGAAAGCAGGCAAGUCCUCUGAUCACAAGACCUUAGUGGAUCUUGGCACGGACGGCACGCCGUAUGUCUUUGAAUCCGAUGCGACAGCGAUCAGGAUCUUUGUCCGGGAGUUGGUUGCACAGUCCGUAAUCCCCUUCAUGGAGAACCGAGUGGCCGUCUGGAAUGAUCAAGUUGCAUCGCGGCGUCGGGGUAUCAGCGGCCGAUUUAUGUCGAUGUCGCGGCGAUGGGCUGGGUUCGGGUCCAGUUCGCGCUCGGGCAUUACAGGAUCAUCCGGCGGGGGCGGAAAUUAUGAUUCCACUCAUCAAUUUUACCGGCCCGAGGCUCCAGAAGCGAUCUUGCGGAAACUGGCUGACUUCGCCUUCAUGCUUCGUGAUUGGAAACUGUCUGCUUCCACGUAUGAAAUCAUUCGUUCAGACUUUGGCAAUGACAAGGCAUGGAAAUACCAUGCUGGGGCCCACGAGAUGUGCGCUCUAAGCAUGCUGUUAAACCCGAUGGCCAUGUCCGCCAAGAUCAAGCUCGACAGCAUUGAUCAGAUGUUCGAAACAGCUUGUUACUCCUAUCUCACACGGUGCUCGGACGGCACCCAUGCGCUCCGCUGUCUAUCUCUGGCUGUUGAACUUCUCAAGUCGCGAGGCGGCUCCGCCACCGAGAGUGCAGCCAGAUGGGCCAUGCGGGUCAUGGACUUUGGGCUGGCCGGAUCUGUAGCGCAGAUUCUCUUCAUGGAAAGGAUCGCUGCAUGCUACGCCACCAAAACCCCGGCGGGCGGUGCCAGAUGGGGCUCUCGUCAUAGGAAAGCUGGGAUGUGGAGCCUUCUGGCUGCCGACCAGUGGCUUAAAGUCGGCAAGCCGACCUUGGCUUCAGCCUGUUUGGAAGAGGCCGAGCGUAUGUAUGCCCCCGUCUUGGCGAAUGACGGCGUGUUCCCAAUGCCCGAGAUGCAAACCUUUGUUGAUAAUCUGCGCCAUACCGUGAAAGUCGAGUACUUGGAGGCCAGAGGACUCAACACCCGCGAUGAGCCGGCCGCUGCUGAUCCGUUGGGGACCGAGGAAACCAGCGAGAAACUCGACAAGCGCAAUCAUCGCCGCUCUCUGAUCGGGCUUCCGGCGCAGCUGGACGCGGGGGUGCUGAACAUGACGCAAGGGCCCCGGGACCUUGAACAGCCUCCGAAUGAUGACUUUGAACGAGCGUAG